AUGGUUCCCAAUGUUGGCACGCUACAUGAGGAGGUGGCAUUGAUUGCCCAGAAGGCAAACCGACACAUCCUCUUGGAGAAGCCAAUCUCUGUUUGCAUUGCAUCUGGGCAACGUAUUUUGCAGUCACAAGGCCCUGAGAAGGUCUUGGCGGUGGCAGAGAAUGCCCAAUACUGGCGCGAAGUGGUGGAAGCCCAGCGACUCAUCCAAAGUGGCGCAAUUGGUGACGUGCUGACAGUGAGAGCCAAGUUCUGGGAAAGCGCCCAUCCAGCAUUGAACGAAUGGGCGGCUGAUGGGUCCUACGAGGCAGGCAGCUUCAUCGCUGACGCAGCGGAAGGCUUCGUCUUUGAUGGGGGCCUGCAUUGGCUGCGGCCCCUGCGAAUGUUCCUGGGGAAGGCCCAAUCCGUUUCAGCCGUAGCUGGGCGGGCGUUGCCACACAUGCGUGGUCCUGGGAUGACUCAAGCCUUGAUUUGCUUCGAGUGCGGUGUUACUGCGGUCUUCGAAGCAAUCUUAGCGCCUGGUGCAAUUUCAGAGCAACCCUUCUUCGUGAUACAGGGUACGAAGGGUGAAGUGGUGCUUGAUGGGUUUGCUGGGGGUGGCCGCAUUUACUGCAUCCAAGAUGGAAAGAUGAUGGAGCAGGACAUCAACCGGGACUAUUCUGGACCCGUUGGAUGGGACACCGGAUAUGCGGGAGAGAUGCGUGACUUUGCCCUGGCCAUUCGACAGAAGACAGCCUUGGCAGCAGCACCACAUGAAGCUCUGGAAGAUCUGAGGCUCAUGUUGGCAAUCAUGAGGGCUGCAAAGACUCGGCAGUGGCAAGUGGUGGCUGACGUGGAUCCAGAAUUGGACAUGGAAAGCCUUCAGCUUCAAGUGUGA
This is a messenger RNA of Durusdinium trenchii, 873 nucleotides long. NCBI's taxonomy places the organism in Eukaryota, Dinophyceae, Suessiales, Symbiodiniaceae. The record is from the annotation of a GenBank genome assembly.